Messenger RNA from Drosophila virilis, 3825 nucleotides. RefSeq names its product Diuretic hormone 31 Receptor (gene Dh31-R). Gene Ontology annotation, cellular component: plasma membrane. Gene Ontology annotation, molecular function: calcitonin receptor activity. Gene Ontology annotation, biological process: adenylate cyclase-modulating G protein-coupled receptor signaling pathway; cell surface receptor signaling pathway. The record is from RefSeq and is a predicted model, not a curated record. Lineage: Eukaryota; Metazoa; Arthropoda; Insecta; Diptera; Drosophilidae.
CGAUUUCAGUUGCCGUUCAACAGCCGCGAAUUCCGAACGUACCGCGCGGCAGCUACAGUUUCUGCUACGAAGUGGCGCGCAAAUUCGAAUAAAACUCAUGUAAUUUGAAUGUAAAGCGAGUAAACUGUGAAUAUUCGGCCAAUUAAAGUGCAGGAGCAUAAAAGUGUUAAGGAACAAGUGCACAUAUAAAAUUAAAAAAAAAAACGGCCACUAAAUAAAACUUGAACGGGGGCUGAUUUGUUGAUUUGUUAUCGCCGGUUGCAGUGCGUGCCGUUUAAAAGCCAAUUUAAGUGGCAGGCAUUUAAUCAAGCCUCAACUCGAGUUGAGACCACGGCGCAGCUUUGUCACUGAGGAGGCGACGCAGCGGCGUCCUUGGCAUGCCACUGUGUGUGCUGCUGCUGCGACUGCUGCCACCCAGUUGGCGCCCCUCAAGCAGCAUCCAACAUUGUUAGUAGCUGUUGCCGUUGGGGCAUUGUUGUUUCGUGCCCGCUACCAGCCGCCCUUCCCCCGAACGCGCACAUUCACAAAAUUCCCAGUGAAAACAUAGCCAUAAAUUAACAACUAAUUCAAUUAACUGCUGACAGCGUCAACGAGCUGCUCCGGCUGCAGUCAGGACGCGGCACCAGGAGCUACCUGCCGCAGUCUUUACAUUCCGUUUUGCAGCACUGUUUUCUUUGAAUGCAGCAGCCGCACCAUGGCUGAGCAGACCAGCAACAGCAGCAGCAGCAGCAGCGGCAGCGUCAGCAGCAGCAGCAGCAGCAGCGGCAGCUCGCACAUUGCCGCCGAAAGUGGACCCGAUUUUGAUGCACUGCGCGCCGCGUGCAAUGCGCGCUUGAAUAGCAGCCACCAGUUGACAGGUAAGCGUAGAUGCGACAUGCCACAUGCCGCAUGCCAUAGCACAGUACAGUUCGCUUAUAAACUCGUCUCUUUAGGUUCCUACUGUGCCGGCACUUUUGAUGGCUGGCUUUGUUGGCCCGACACGGCCGCCGGCAGUUCCGCUUAUGAGCUGUGCCCGGACUUCAUCACCGGCUUUGAUCCGGCGCGCUAUGCGCACAAGGAGUGCGGCGAGGAUGGCGAAUGGUUUAAGCAUCCGCUGACCAACAAAACCUGGUCGAAUUACACCACCUGCGUGAAUCUGGACGAUUUAGCGCGUAAUCACAAUGUGAACCUGAUCUACGAGGUGGGCUACAGCAUCUCGCUGCUGGCCAUACUCCUAUCGCUGGCCAUCUUAAGCUAUUUCAAAUCUUUAAAAUGCGCCCGCAUCACGCUGCACAUGAAUCUGUUCAGUUCUUUUGCGGCCAACAGUUCGCUGUGGCUCAUUUGGUAUCUGGUGGUGGUGCCCAAUACGGAGCUAGUGCAGCUAAGCCCGGGCUAUUGCGUGGCAUUGCACAUCAUUUUGCACUAUUUUCUGCUGACCAACUAUUCGUGGAUGCUGUGCGAGGGCUUCUAUUUGCACACGGUGCUGGUAGCCGCGUUUAUAUCGGAGAAAAAGCUGGUCAAAUGGUUGAUUGCCUUCGGCUGGUGUUCGCCGGCCAUUGUGAUUUGCAUCUAUGGACUGGCUCGUGGAUUCACUGGUAGUUGGGAACAGAAUCUGCACUGCUGGAUGACCGACACGGACUUCAACUACAUUCUAAUAGUGCCCGUCUGCAUUUCAAUCUUUCUCAAUUUGCUGUUCCUUUGCAAUAUUGUGCGCGUCGUUCUGCUCAAGCUGAACGCCCCGGCGAGCAUUCAGGGCAGCUGCGGACCCUCACGCACUGUUUUGCAGGCAUUUCGAGCUACGCUGCUGCUGGUGCCCCUGCUCGGCCUCCAGUAUAUGUUAACGCCGUUUCGUCCUGGUCAGGAGCAUCCCUUGGAGUAUACAUACCAAGUCAUCUCGGCAUUUACGGCCUCAUUUCAAGGCUUGUGCGUGGCCACAUUGUUCUGCUUCUUCAAUGGCGAGGUGAUUGCCCAAGUGAAGCGCAAAUGGCGCACGGUCUGCUUCAGCAAUCGACCAAGGACCAACUCUUAUACAGCCACUCAGGUCUCGUUCGUGCGCUGCGGUCCGCCAGUGCCUGGCGAGGAGAAGGUAUGACUAAAGGACUUGUCGGCAUCGGCCAAGCGACGCUCCUCAGCGCCCCAUCGCCCACAUCAACAACAACAACAACAACAACAACAACAACAACAACAGCAGCUGCAGCAGCAGCAGCAACAUUUGCUGGCACAGCAGCAGCGGGCGAGGAGCCAGAGCCUGGGCAUGACAGGCGCCACAAGCAGCUCGUCCCGCCUUAUCGAUGGCUGGCGCCAUAAACUGCGUUUGCUGCGGCGCCCGAGCGUGGACAAUGCGCAUCAGCGGCAGCCGCUUAUGGAGGAAACAGCUGGCAAUUCGCAGCCGCAAAUGGCAGCCAAUACGCAAGCGGAGGCGGACAGGCCGACGCUGAUGACGACAAUAGCAGAAGAUGUCGCCGAAGCAGCAACAACAACUGCAACUGCAACAGGAAUAACAACAACAACAACAACAAACAACGCAACUGAACAGCGAAAUGGCACGGGCAUGGGCUUAGGAUUAGUAUCGAGAUCGGGCUUAGGCCUCGCACCUGGCAUAGGUGUUGUCAUUGUCAGCGUCGAUGCGAAUGACCAACAGCAUAUUGCCGAUGAGGCGCUUUAAGCAACACACACACACACACACAUACACAGAGACACCCACAAAUCGAGUCACAAAACUCUGUUACGAAUUCUCAUAGUCUAAGCCAAUUUUAAGCAUGCUACCCGCCCAAAUAGAUAACCAUACUUGAAACUAGAAACCAAAACAAAUGAAAAUGCACCCCACCUAGAAAAAAAAGAAAACAACAAAAAUAUAUAAAUAGUCGCCCGCCCUUCAGACCGAUAAACAAUCGUAAGCUAUAGCAAAUAUCAAUGCAAAGUUGCUUUAAUAAAAGAAAUAAAUAAAACCUUAAGCUAAACUUUUGUGCAGCUAAAGUCAUAAAAUCAAAAUAGUACUUUGCAAAAACGUUCCGAGUUUCAGCUCUGCAACUGUUUCACAGUUAGGUGUUGAGCAACGUUUAAAAUUAUAAUCAUAAUAUAUAUAACAGUGCUGCAAAACCGAAAGUAGACAGUUAUCGAUAACUAUCGAAUUAAAAAUGUUCCGGUAUUUAUUUAAUAUACAUUCAACUUAUGAAAAUGUGUACAACUUGCAAUGGUAUUGAAAUAUCGAUAGUCGUUAUGCACAAACUAUCGAUGUAAGUAAUCGCUAUUGAUAAUUAUCGAAAUGAAAUGUUUAAAUAUUUAUUGAAUAUAAAUUUUAUGUUUGAAAAUGUUUAAAACUAUCACUGUUAUCGAUAUAUCGAUAACCCUUAAAUUAUCGACUUAAACAACAGCUUUCCAGCACUACAACUAAAAAAUGUAUUCUUAGACCUAAGCUAGAUAUCUAAUAACAAAAUUAACAAAUAUUGCAGUUAAAGCGAAGCUCCGAAUUCGGCUCGUUAAAAAGCGCUCCCAAAUAAAUAUGCUGCACAAAAGUUGGCAUAAUUGUUGUAAUAACGAAAUGUAACUAGCAUUUAAUUUACAGCGAACCCAUAUUCAUAAAAGUAAACUAUUAUAUGAUUAUUAAGAAUUUAUGUGGAUAUCAAAUAUCAUUGUUGUCGUAAGUGUUAUGUGUCUCUAUAACUAAAUUAUCAUGCAUAUGUGGCUAUUUAUAUAUACAUAUAUAUUUAUGUGGUAAGCUGAGCUUUCUAACAUUUUUAAAAAUUAGGCGCUUUAUGUUUUCGCUAUUAUAGAUGAAUGCUUCGAAAUCUGUGUAUAUGAAAUAAAUAUGUGAAUAUAUGUGAAAUAUAAACCCGUUAAAUGAAA